Molecule: messenger RNA, 1154 nt
Organism: Lingula anatina
Lineage: Eukaryota; Metazoa; Brachiopoda; Lingulata; Lingulida; Lingulidae
Biological process (GO): actin filament organization
Cellular component (GO): cytosol
Molecular function (GO): actin monomer binding
Source: RefSeq, a predicted model, not a curated record
AAACCUCAAAACUAACUCACAAUGGCAGACCAAGCCCACGCCGCAGUUGUGAAGUCAGCAGCCACGUUUGACCACAGUCAACUGAAGCAUACUGAAACAGAAGAGAAGAACCCCUUGCCAACAAAAGAAGAUGUAAAAGAAGAGAAGAAAAGACAAAGCUUGCUAGAUGAGGUGGCAAACUUCCAGUCCGAGAACUUGUCUCCGACUCAGACCAAGGAGAGGGUUGUCCUUCCAGACUCCAUCACGCUAAAACAGGCCAAACAGCACCAGACCUUUAUCCAGAGUGUGGAAGGACACAGCAAGAAUAACCUGCGCCAUGCUGAAACCCUGGAGAAAAAUUCCCUGCCCGAUCCUACCAGCAUUGAGGCAGAGAAGAAGGAAGUAGAACUGAGGCAGGGCAUUGAGAGCUUCAACAGAGAGUCCAUGCACCACACUGAGACUGAAGUGAAGAACCCCUUGCCAGAUCCUGAUGCCAUCGCCACUGAGAAGCGUGAAAGCGAAUUGCGAUCUGGCAUAGAACAGUUCUCCAAGGACACACUCAGCCACACCGACACUGUGGAGAAGAACCCAUUGCCAGAUAAAGAUACUCUGAAAUCUGAAAAGCAGCAUCAGGGCUUGAUCGAUGAGGUUGAGCAUUUCAGCAAACAAGGAUUGCAUCACACUGAUGCUAACGUCAAGAAUCCUCUGCCUGAUGCCGAAGCCAUUCAGAAGGAGAAGGUAGAACGUCAGCGUCUUUCAUCUAUCGAGACUUUUGAUAAGUCCAACCUCCAGCACGCCGAGACUGCCGAGAAAAACCCUCUGCCAGAUCAAAAAACUAUUGAAGCCGAGAAGGCAGCCUCCUAGACAUCCAGUGAAAGGAGACUAAACAGCGUCCUGUGCCUGGAAACUCUAAAAGGACAUUGUGACAUUAUAACUAUAUGACUACAAGAAAGCAGGGAGGCUUAAAAAAAAAAAAAGAGCUCUUUCUUCACUUAAUAAACACAUGGAUGGUUUUACAUUAGAGGAGAUUUCAAGAUUUUGACUGUGAAAAUCAACUGGCAGGUUUUUCAACUGCGUAUGGUGAAAAUACUGUUGGUUUCUUUUACCUUCAUUUGAGAUUGCAACAAGCAAGGUAUUGCCAUUAAGUAGGAAAUCUAUGAAAUCUAAAAAAAAAA